This is a messenger RNA of Rodentolepis nana, 963 nucleotides long. The record is from the annotation of a GenBank genome assembly. Lineage: Eukaryota; Metazoa; Platyhelminthes; Cestoda; Cyclophyllidea; Hymenolepididae.
AUGGAAUGGCUUAUGGGCAAAGCUCGAGGUGUUGGUCGUGGCUUGAUCAGUGGCUCGAAUUCAUCUUCUAGCGCUACCUCUAUUCCCGUUUCACCUUCAAAUCCUGAAUCUGUCUCAUCUCCACCUGAUCCUAAUCCCCCGUCUCCUCCUUAUUUGAAAUCCUCUUUUCUCAAGCAACAGCUCUCUUUAUCGGUGGCCGGUAAUAUUCCCGUCGAUUUUCCUCUUCUUGUUGAACCAGAACACCCACUGGAAGAGGAUGAAUGGAUUGCAGUUCACACGAUUGGCUUGGUUGAAAAUCUUUGUAGCAUAUUUGACCCCCUUUAUGACAUGUGUCUUUGUCGACCCACAGGGAGUCAUUCCCCAAAAUCAUCCUCUGGAUCUAAUGGACCUGUUUCUGUCGAAUUCCUUCUCUCACAGAGCAAAAAGCCCGUUCGACAAGUGAUCAGUCUACUACUUUCCGAAUGCAAUGAUGCAAUUCAAUCUGCUCGGAUAUUUCCGGUGAAACAAGGUGAAGCGUUUUCCCCCUCUGAUCUUAGAGAUGAGGCCUCAAAGAUUUGCCGCAAGCUACUUCUCUGUCUCGUCCAUAUUUACUCGGCUCAUGUUGUGCAUUUAGAACAGCUGGACUUGGUUGCUCAUUUGAAUACCAUAGCCAAGCACUUCUUUGCAUUUACGAUGAGGUUUAAGCUACUAAAUGAGGAUGGUGAGGAUAAUAAAGUUCUAGGGGCUCUUCAUGGACUGCAUAGGCAGUUACUAGAGACCCCAGCACCUAAUGUCAUCGUUGUGGCUGAAUCAAGCCGCCCCGUUAUGCCACAAUCAGUAGAUAUGACACCAAUUCUCAGUGAUGGAAAAGAAACGAAGUCCGAAUCGUCUCAGUUGGAAUCUGUUGAACCCUUAUCAAUUUCUUCGAUUUUGGACAAUUCCGCCUCCGCUGCAAUAGUUGUUCAAGAACGGCCUGCAAAAUAG